Messenger RNA from Schizosaccharomyces osmophilus, 222 nucleotides. RefSeq names its product mitochondrial respiratory complex III assembly protein Cbp4 (gene cbp4). Bases 1 to 222 code for a protein of 73 amino acids. The transcript has 3 exons. The record is from RefSeq and is a predicted model, not a curated record. NCBI's taxonomy places the organism in Eukaryota, Fungi, Ascomycota, Schizosaccharomycetes, Schizosaccharomycetales, Schizosaccharomycetaceae.
AUGAAUAGAAUCGUCAAAAGCCUUAUGUACGGCGCUGGGAUCGUUGGUUUUGGUUAUGCUACAAUGAAAAUUACUGCUCCUUCUCCUCAACAUGUGAUCGAUUCCUUGUCGCCAGAGCUUCGUGCUGACUAUGAGAAACGGAAAAAUGAUCGAAACUCCGUCGAAGGUGUACUCCAAAUGAUUGAGGAAGCCCGACGCAACCCAAGAGACAUUUCAAAAUAA